AUGGUCCUCCGCGCAGAACACCCCAUUGUGCGCGUCGAGCACAGCUCCAUGCGCACCAUCGAAACCCGCAAUACAGAGAACCUGUUUGGCCUCUGGUCUGUCUUUGCACGAUGCUCGCCGGCCAUGGAAGACGGAAAGCGGUACGAGAACAUGGCCUGGAGACUGUGGUCCCGCGAAACCUUCUGCUGCCAGCCCGACGACAUUGUGCCACCCCAGUGGGCGUUCAAGCGGCAGCUAUCGACGAGCGCCACUGACAUGCCCGAGCUGUCGACCAGCGUUGCGUCAGAUGACUCGAAUCUGGAAAGCGCCAUCAUCACAACUUCCCGCUCUGACCUGUCCUCCUCUCGCCCAGACCUGCGCCGCCACGACUCUGCGACGAGCCAGGCUCGCGGCAAGCACAUGACGUCGAUCGGCCUGGAAAAGGUCGUCAACUCAAUACAAGAGAAGAAGUUCAUCGAGCCACUGUCGCCCCUCCCGCCGCAACUCGCCGCGCCACUCGCCCAACAGAAGCCCUCCAAAGACACGACGCCCCGCACCGCUUCACCACCCUCCAACGCACGCCCCGUUCCUGAAUCGUCGUCCUCGACAGUUGCGACGACGCACGGAAGCCCCGCAAUGAGCCCGCUCGCUGGCUCAGAGACCAGUACUUCUACUGACAUCAGCCAACACAGCGUCGUCCGCGGUUUCGAGCCUGGCCACAUGUCGACCUCAGUGCGCUCCAGCGCCAACUUGAACCCCACGCCCAUCCUGAAGAAGAGCACAAGCUUCGUAGCCAAGCUCCCACCGUCCAAGUUCGAGCCCAUGAAGAAGAGACAGCCCAUGUUCACCCUAGGUGGAUCGUCUGACGAGGACAACAGCAGCUCGUUCGAGGCAUACUCUCUGCAACAGCGCAGCUCAUUGUCAGAGCACCUACGAAGAGCGGGCCCAAUGAGCAAGACGACAUCGUUCAAGGCUGAAGUGAGCACCCGUCUUCUCCCAGACGUCACCUCGGAGAGCGAAGGCGCAAUCGAGAGCGACAGCGAAGAGGAGUUCAACGAGAGCGCCAUCGACGAAGACGAUUCUGAAGAGGAAUGGGAAGACGACGAGGAGAAUGAAGACGCUGGCCCACCCGCCACACAUGAGCGUCCCCUGUUCCAGCGAGUAGAUUCGAAGCCAAACCUCUCCUCUCGUCGGUCUCUCCUCACCACCGCUCUCCACCAAGGCGACCGCGCACAGGCUCUACAGAACGCAGCAUCGCGCUCUACAUCUGCCAUCCGCCGGUCCAGAACUACCACACCCAACGGCCCGUCCACUGGCAACUCACCCCACGAGGACAGCGGCCUCAUGAUGCGUCAACAACCCCCUACUCAGCCAAAACCCAUCAUCAUGACCACAUCAAAUGUACACCCGCCUGCCAUGUCCCCAAAGACUACUCGACAGGCGAUGCUUCGCAGUGAGCUCACCGGGUCACUCCGUCAGAACCUCCUAUGGGAACGGCAACAAAAGAAUGCCACAACCAAUGCGGUGGCAAAGCGACAGCAGAGCGCGGUCAACCUCCCCGCGCUGCGCCGGGCCAUGACCACAGGCGACGUCAAAGGGCUAAAUACCAACCCCCAACAGGCCCAGAUCAGUUCCACCACCUUCCGGGACAACAACAAGGUCGAGAAUUCCUACCAAGAUUACUUUGACUCAGGUCUCCAGGAGUAUCAUAAGAGCGGGUGGUGA
Cucurbitaria berberidis CBS 394.84 is the source of this 1704-nucleotide messenger RNA. Its product is annotated as DUF1752-domain-containing protein. Bases 1 to 1704 code for a protein of 567 amino acids. The record is from RefSeq and is a predicted model, not a curated record. The transcript is spliced from 2 exons. Gene Ontology annotation, cellular component: cytoplasm. Gene Ontology annotation, biological process: regulation of nitrogen utilization; mitochondria-nucleus signaling pathway; negative regulation of transcription by RNA polymerase II. Lineage: Eukaryota; Fungi; Ascomycota; Dothideomycetes; Pleosporales; Cucurbitariaceae.